Messenger RNA from Suillus paluster, 1241 nucleotides. RefSeq names its product Fms-interacting protein-domain-containing protein. The record is from RefSeq and is a predicted model, not a curated record. The transcript has 4 exons. Gene Ontology annotation, cellular component: THO complex part of transcription export complex. Lineage: Eukaryota; Fungi; Basidiomycota; Agaricomycetes; Boletales; Suillaceae. The coding region runs from base 440 to 1051 and encodes 203 amino acids. Gene Ontology annotation, biological process: mRNA export from nucleus; positive regulation of DNA-templated transcription, elongation. Gene Ontology annotation, molecular function: mRNA binding.
GAUAUGAGAUAGGUGGCGAGGACAGGGGGGCGUACUCACCGACGAUGAGAGUGUUAUCUUUGAACUGGUGACCUGUGGUCUCCAUUGAUGGGAUUGUUCCAGACCUUGCGCGUUGCACUGAGGCCAUGAUUAAACAAGGAGAAAUAUGUGUUGAGAGGCAGGGGCUUUGGGUUGUUCUUAAAGUUAUUGGUACUGACGUGAGUGUGAGAAGUAGUUCGGUAGUGAUGGAAUAUAGAUCGAUGUGAAUUUACAUUACCGUGAGCGGUGCGUAAGGCUAUGAGCUGGGAUAACAAUCUCUGUGAUCGUUUAGUCUGAGAUUCAAUGAUGCGGCUUACUACGUACUACCCAUUGACUUUGCAGAUUAUCGUAAACCUCUCAUCAUCACGGACUCAAUUCGGUCCGUUUCUGACUCAGCCACGUGCUACUAAUCUUUACUACCAUGGAAGAAGACCAAGCCAUAAAGCACUUUCAAGAGCUAGUCUCCUCUGACUUGGCUCUCGUAGACCCAACGUCUAUUCAGAUUCGUGCCAAUGCACUCGUAGCUCGUCUAAAGGCCCUCAACAGAAAUGCCAAUGCUGCAACGAGAACAUGCAAGCAAGCAACCACAGAGGCUCGCCAUGACAUGGACCAGACGCAUCUUGGCCUCCAGAAUUUACUCUAUGAAAAGCGUCACCUCGAGAGGGAAAUAGACAAGUGUCGGCAAUUCGCUUCCAUUUACCAGGACGUGCCCUUGUACUCCCUGCCAGAGUUCAAAAAUUUGGCACCUCCUGAAGCACGUUCAGAUGACGUGUUGCAGAGUCCGCAUCAGCUUAUGCUCAACCGCCUAAGCUUUGAACUUGUCGAAAGGCAGAGACUCGAUCAAAAAAGAAAAGAACUCACAUCUCAAAAGGAAGAACUCCUGAAACAAAGCAAGCUUAAACUCGCAACCGUGGAAAGUGUCAAAACGCAAAUAGAAUCACUCAUGAAGGCCGCCGCAGACAUACAGAAGAAAGUCGAUGAACUCGUGCCGGCGCUCCCACUGUCCACUGCAACGACUCCCGCUCCUACCUGAAUUUCCUGUCCAGCCGAAUCCACUCCCGAGUUACCGGGUGCCUCUUAUCAGUCCCGCGGUUGUCUAAGCAAAAUACAUUAUGACACGCAGUCAAGUUGGCACUACGCAAUCCCUAAUUAUACAACACGGCGAAAGGGAUGAGAUGUUUCCAACUAAUGUCCAGUGUUGAGAGAGCCAUAGAGGCUCAUCA